Molecule: messenger RNA, 402 nt
Organism: Erigeron canadensis
Lineage: Eukaryota; Viridiplantae; Streptophyta; Magnoliopsida; Asterales; Asteraceae
Product: auxin-responsive protein SAUR68-like
Exons: 1
Coding region: 1-402 (133 amino acids)
Biological process (GO): response to auxin
Source: RefSeq, a predicted model, not a curated record
AUGGCAAGAAAGUGGCAAAAUCUAGCAGCAAUAAGGCGUAAAAGUAUCGCCCUUCCAAGAACAAGUGAUGUCAGUCAUAGUGAUAUAGCUAAUGUUGACAAGGGGUUUUUUGUGGUAUACACUUCUGAUGGAAUAAGAUUUGUGAUACCACUGAAUUUCCUGAAGAAUGACAUUUUUAAAGAGCUCUUGGAUAUGGCUGAGAAUGAAUAUGGCCUGCAAAACGACGGGCCGAUUAGGCUGCCCAUCAACGGUACCUUUAUGCAAUACACGAUGUCUAUAAUAAAAAGCCAUAUGAGAAAAGAUGUUGAGAAAGGACUUCGCAUGGUUGUCACUUCAUGGCAAUGCUUGCCUAAUUCAAACCGGCACUUUGAACGUUUUCAGACUCAGUUAUUAGUAUGCUAA